Molecule: messenger RNA, 5430 nt
Organism: Diaporthe batatas
Lineage: Eukaryota; Fungi; Ascomycota; Sordariomycetes; Diaporthales; Diaporthaceae
Exons: 5
Coding region: 1-5430 (1809 amino acids)
Biological process (GO): regulatory ncRNA-mediated heterochromatin formation
Cellular component (GO): nuclear RNA-directed RNA polymerase complex
Molecular function (GO): metal ion binding; helicase activity
Source: RefSeq, a predicted model, not a curated record
AUGGAUCCCCCGACGGCUUCAGCGGGCGGCUCGAGCUCGACGCCGUCCAAGGUCAACCACAAUCAACCCAACGGAUCGCGCCGUGCAGAUAAGGAUAAGCCAUGCCGUCUCUUCAGAGACAAAGGUCGGUGCCACUUUGGCAAGAGUUGCAAGUUCUCGCACGAUCGAUCUCAAGAUACAAGUUCGCCUGCAAAGGCACCGCCCGAAAUCGACCCCGCUGUGCGACGGAGCGAGGACAAGUUGAGAUCCUGGCUGAGACUGCUCAACGCCAACCAUGCCCCAAGAAGACGUCCAUCUGACAUCGAGCGCUUCUUUGAGCUGGCGCUUGAACUUAUGGACGGCGACCUCGGCGCUUCGCAAGAAACCAUCAGGAAACUUUCUACAGAUCUCGGACUCGAGUUCAUCAAAGACGUUGCGGAGCGAAGCAUCCCUGACGCUGUUGAUUUCCCAACCAAGAUCGAUCUUUGGCAGUCUCAAGUCAGACGGCUCUUCGAUCUUAUCACUCAUUCACGACUCGUUGACUCCAACGUACUAGAGCAAGAGGUGGCGAUGAUUCAUGGCUUCAUCCUGGGUGUCAACGCCACUCGUGCGGCCAAGUUGUUCGACUUCGUGGUGGACAUUGCUAAGGCCUUUCGAGAACGCGAUGAGGACGAGAAGUUGAUGGCUGUUCUCGAGCCGUCACUUGCGGUGCUUUUCAGACUUGUCGACUGCAACACCAUGAACAUUGUCAACGACACCUUUCAUCGUCUUGUCGACCAGUUCGAUGGCCUUAUCGCCAAGUCAUCCCAGCCCGUUGACAGCAUGUCCAAGCUGCAAGUCUCGAAGUAUCUCGACUAUCUACAUCGCCGCCUGGGCGUUGGUAAGGACAUGGCGGAGGCUAAGGACAAGAAGCCAGCUGUGGUCCGCGCUGAGGAGUUCGUCUUGAUGCAGGACCUACCCGGGCAGCUUUCUCGGGACGGGCCUCGCCACGACAAUGACCAUGCCGAAAUAUCCAAGAUCAAGAUCAUGCCGACGUAUCAAGAGAUCACGGCCACAAGGAACGAGUACCUUCCUACAACCGAUCCCUCCCAGUGGCAUCUACAAGGCAUUCGCGGCCGAGUUGACCGAGAGUUCCGGCUGCUGAGGGAAGACACCGUCGGUCAACUGCGAGAUGCUGUCGGCGAAAUGCUUGCGCGUCUUCGCAACCCUGGCAGGCAAGAACAUCGCAUGUCACAGAACAGCGCCCGCACCACUACUUAUGAUGAUGCAACAGUCCAUGGCCUGAGGCUGGACAAAGACAGGGGACUGGAAGUGACCAUCAGGUGCCGGCAGCCUGAUGUCGCCCGAAAAAUGAACAACAUGCAGAGGCAGCUCUGGUGGGAAGAAAGCAAGAAGCUCCAGCCUGGAGCAUUGGCUUGUGUGCUCGAUGUUGCUGGCAUGAUCCUGUUCUUGGUAGUCGCUGACUCGACGUUGAGAACCAGUAAAGACGCGCCCAAGAACGGCCGUACUGGUCCAGUCACGGCCGAAGCAGAUGCUCAGAGCACAGCAAAGCUCACACUCUCAUCGGACAAAGACCACCUCUAUGUGAAUGUGCAUCUCGUCGGAAGAUCCAAUGGAGAUGUCACCCGCGUGUUGGCGUGGUUUCGAGAGAUUGGAAAUGCUCCAAACAAACGUUUGGUGGAGUUCCCUGGUGUGCUGCUACCUUCAUUCCAAUACACCCUUGAGGCCCUUCAACAGCUGUCCCGCAAGCCGGACAUACCAUUCACGGAUCUCAUCGCUCCUGAAACUUCAAUUCCGGCAGAAAGCGUCACGGUUCCACCACCACUUUUUGCGCGAGCACCGGCCUUUACAUUCGAUCUGAAGUGCAUCACGGUGGACCACAAAGAGUUCUCCAUUGACAUCAACAAUUUGCCCCCAGUGGAAAAGGUGACAUCGAGAACAGGUCUUGAUGCAACACAAUCCGAGGCUCUACUCAACACUGUCUCGCGUGAAGUUUCACUAAUACAAGGCCCACCCGGCACAGGCAAAUCCUUCACUGGCGAGAAGGUCCUCAAAGUCAUCCUUUCGAACAAGCAAAAGGCAAAGUUGGGACCAGUGAUAUGCGUCUGCUACACCAACCAUGCCCUCGAUCAACUGCUUGAGCACCUACUUGACGACGGCAUCAAGGGAAUUAUUCGAAUGGGCUCGCGAUCCAAGUCCGAGCGACUAGAGAAACUCAACAUCAGAGUCGUUCAAGACGAAAUGCCCCUGACGAAGGCUGAGAAGCAACAGAAGUUCAGUUACGUCAAUCUCAUGAGGCUUCUGGAGAAUGAGGCAGCAGGAUUAUUAUGUGAUUUAUCGCGUUGUGGCUCACUAUUGUCUGUCCGGACGUUUCUGUCCUCUUCGUAUCCAGCUCAUUUCAAAGAGCUAUUUCCGGACCAGGAAGACGGGUGGACAAAAGUGGAGCCAAAAAAGCACGAUGUGAUUCGAAAAUGGCUGCUUGGAGGAAGUGAUGUGAGAGUCAAUGGGCGAAUCCCUUCGCGCCCUAUCGGAGAUCUCAAGCGUACGUCGCUGGCAGGCAUGGGCCAACAGGAACGAACAAGACUUCACAGAGCCUGGGUGCAGGAGAUAAGAGAUCCCAUCAUCACCCAACUCGUCGAGACCCUCAGAGAACACGACGAGGCCAGAGAGACCCGUAAUCGAGUCCGGCAAGAAGUGCGACUCAGAUGUCUACAACAAGCUAACAUUGUUGGCGUCACGACCACAGGGCUUGCACGAGAGCUCCACCUUCUGCGGAAGCUCCGCACCAAGGUCAUGCUGUGCGAAGAAGCUGGUGAAGUCCUCGAGGCUCACAUUCUGACGGCCAUGUUGCCUUCCGUGGAGCAGGCAAUACUUAUCGGCGAUCAUGAGCAGCUGCGGCCCCAGAUUCAGAAUUACCAGCUGCAGAGCACGAACCCGAACGGACGCCAAUACUCACUGGAUAUGUCCCUGUUCGAGCGCCUCGUCCAGCCGCCACUCCCAACCGAUCUCAGGCUCCCCGUCAGCCUCUUAGAUACCCAGAGACGCAUGCAUCCGUCUAUUGCGGAAAUGAUUCGAUCCACAAUCUACAAGACUCUCAAAGACGCCGGAAAUGUGUCCCAGUAUCCCGAGGUUGAGGGGAUGCGACGUCGGCUGUUUUGGCUCCAUCACGAGGUACUCGAAGCGGGGGCCAAAGAGCAAGAUCCUCACAACACGUCCCACUCGAACGAUCACGAGGUCGAAAUGACUGCAUGCCUGGUAUCUCAUAUGGUGAGGCAGGGCAAGUACAGCCCGGAAGACAUCGCAGUCUUAACACCAUACCUCGGCCAGCUCCAAAAGCUUCGCUGGCGACUAGCAAGAGAACCCACGUUUGCCGUCAGCCUCGAUGAUCGCGAUCUUAACCAGCUGGAAGAUCUGGAGCUGGCAAAGCCCGAGAGGCCAUCACAGCCACCCCACCAGACAGUGUCCAAGACAACUCUUGCAAAGAGCAUUAGACUCGCGACAGUUGACAAUUUCCAAGGAGAGGAGGCCAAGGUAGUCAUCAUAUCCCUCGUACGCAGCAACCCGCAGAAUCGAUGCGGCUUCCUCAGCACGUCGAACCGGAUCAAUGUUCUCCUUUCCCGGGCCAAGCAUGGCUGCUACAUCAUUGGCAACUCCAAUACGUACCGCAACGUACCAAUGUGGAACCAGAUCAUCCAACUGCUCCAGGCAAACAACAACAUUGGGGACCAGCUUGAGCUUCAGUGCCCUCGCCAUCUCGACACACCCAUCCUUGUGUCCCAGCCUGAUGACUUCGCCAUGCUUUCUCCCGAGGCCGGCUGCACCUUGCCUUGCGACCGUCGGCUAGAGUGCGGCCAUGCCUGCUAUGGCCGGUGUCAUUCUGAUCUCGUUCACAAGGCCGUCAAAUGCAUCGCAGAGUGCCCUCGGACCAAGAAGGGUUGUAAUCAUGCCUGCCCACUGCAGUGUGUGUGCCUCGCGCUGCCCUCAUGGCGAGUGCAGCAUGCCAUGCGCCGCACCCUGCGACUGGGUCCCCUGCUCGAAGCGCUGCACGCUGGCGUUGAGCUGUGGCCACCAGUGUCCGAUGUCCUUUCCACUGUCGUCGACUUGCUCGAGAUGAAGGAGUACCGGGAGAUCGCCCUCGACGAAACCCCUUGUAUCUUCCCUGACUGCGGCCAUUUCCUCACCCUGGAAUCUAUGGAUGGGCAGAUGAGCAUGCGCGAGCAUUAUGAGCUGGACGAGAACGACAUCCCGGUGGGAAUUCUGGCUGCCACGAAGCCGUUCUCCAUGGACGAGGUCAAAGUCUGCUCGACGUGUCGCGGCUCUCUUCGGAGUAUCUCACGAUACGGCAGGAUCGUCCGUCGGGCGAUGCUUGACGAGGCCACCAAGAAGUUCAUCUCGUGGUCAGCGUCCCGCCAUUUUGAGCUGGUGGAGGUUCUCAUGAAGCAAGAGCAGAAGCUGGAGGAAACCCUUGACCAGGUGAAAGAUGUCGGUCGAGCUGGCCAGCUCGCGCUGACUGGUGAUAUAGUCGACCAAAUCAUCAAUUUGCGAAACUGGGUCGGCCAGAAGCGAUACAGUGGGCUGAUGCAGACGUACCUCAGCAUCAGCAAAUUUGUUGCUCAGGUCAGCGUGGAGGAGCAGCCCUUCCACAGGGUUUUCGAGUUUGUGAGCCAUGCGAGAAGGCACAAGACCACCGGUGGCGCGUUGCUUUAUGACCCGGACAUCAUUCAGCUCCGGGGAUACCUGCUUGCACUUUCACUGCAGCUCAAGUGCAGCAUCGCCAUUCUUUCUGACUUUUCGAGCCUCUGCAAGGCUGCUAAGUCACGCCAAACAAAGGUUAUUGUCGAUUUCGCCGCCAACUUCGGCCUCUGCGACAAACUCAUCCAAGGCGCUGUCGAGACGAGUCGCCCUCAGCUUGAGGCUGAGGGCCACAUCUACUCUACCCAGUUCUGUGUUUUCGCUCUAUCUCUAAGCGCUGCUGAUGAAGCCUCGGUCCCCGAUCAUGCCGCCGAAGGAGAGAAAGCGGCCGCGGGUGACACCAAGCAACCCAAGGAAACCCACUACGAGUAUCACAAGAACAAGGGCCUCGAUCACCUCUCCCGGGCCCGCGGACUUCUUGGCUCCGCCAACGCAGAGACCAGAAAGGUGAUGGAGGCUGAGAUCGCAGCUGCCGAGACCGUCCUCAACGGGGGCGUCUUCUACCGCCCCAUUACCACCGACGAGAUGCGUGCCGUGUACAACGCGAUGGCGGCUGAGUUCAGCGGCACAGGCCACUGGUACACGUGUGAGCGUGGUCACCCUUUUACCGUGGGCGAGUGCGGUAUGCCCAUGCAGCAGGCGCGUUGUCCGGAGUGUGGGUCGCCUGUUGGUGGGCAGAAUCAUGCCCCUGCUGAGGGUGUCAGAAGGGCCGAUGGAAUUGAGGAAAUCGCUAGGGGAAUGGGCGGUCUUGGUAUUUGA